Zophobas morio is the source of this 1027-nucleotide messenger RNA. Its product is annotated as tRNA-dihydrouridine(20a/20b) synthase [NAD(P)+]-like. The transcript is spliced from 12 exons. The coding region runs from base 464 to 1027 and encodes 187 amino acids. Gene Ontology annotation, molecular function: tRNA dihydrouridine synthase activity. NCBI's taxonomy places the organism in Eukaryota, Metazoa, Arthropoda, Insecta, Coleoptera, Tenebrionidae. The record is from RefSeq and is a predicted model, not a curated record.
UAAAAAGCUGUUGAAAAGCUUGAAUGCUUUACAAUGAUAAUGCUGUGAUGAAGCUGUUAAAUGAAAAAGGCGAUGUUACCGUUUCAGCUCCCAUGGUUCGCUAUAGUAAACUAGCUUUUCGAUGUUUAGUAAAAAAGUAUAGCACGGAUAUUUCCUAUUCUCCGAUGGGAUACUUUUGUAAAAUAUAUUGAACUCUUUACGAUUAUCUUUGGGAUAUUUUAUUAGACCUAAAAAGCAGAUUAAGCAAAUAAUUUCCAAAUGCUUUAUACAAUCGAGUAAGGCAAGAGACGUUGAAUUUAGGACUAAUGCUUCUGAUCGGCCUCUAGUUUUACAGUUUGCUGCUAAUAAUUCUUCUGAUUUUGCAACUGCUGCGAGUAUAGUUUCUAAAUUCUGCGAUGCGAUAGAUUUAAAUUGUGGCUGUCCGCAAUCGUGGGCUGUUCAAGGCGGGCUUGGCUCUGCGCUCAUGAAAAAUCCUGAACUUAUUUCUGCAAUGAUUAAAGAAGCUUACAACGUUGUUGCCGUUCCAAUUUCUUUAAAAGUUCGAAUUCUUCCAGAUGAAAAUUUAACCGUUGAAUUCGCCCGGAGAGCCGAGAUGGCUGGUGCUUCUUUUAUUACUGUGCACGGCCGCACGCCCUAUGACAAUAGUGCGCCAGCCAAUUAUCAUUCAAUAAGACUGGUAAAAGAAAACGUUAGUAUCCCUGUUAUUGCUAAUGGAGACUGUUUUUCCGUAGAAGACGCUCAAAAAAUUUUGCAGUUGACACGUGCUAAUGGCGUGAUGGCUGCUCGAGGGCUGUUAGCUAAUCCGGCUAUGUUUGCUGGUUAUAGUUAUACUCCUUGGCAGUGCGUGCAAGACUUUGUGGAUUAUUCACUUUUAUAUGGAACUUCUUUCAAUAUUUUUCACCAUCAUCUUAUUUUUAUGCUGGAAAAAGUUCUAAACAAGUUCGAAUUUCGAGAAUUUAGUACGUCCGCGUCGGUGGCCAGCGUGCUGGAGUUUUUGUCUCGCUAUGGAAUCCACAAUCACGAAUAA